Molecule: messenger RNA, 4298 nt
Organism: Anguilla rostrata (American eel)
Lineage: Eukaryota; Metazoa; Chordata; Actinopteri; Anguilliformes; Anguillidae
Gene: ampd2b
Product: adenosine monophosphate deaminase 2b
Exons: 19
Coding region: 832-3735 (967 amino acids)
Biological process (GO): AMP metabolic process; IMP salvage
Cellular component (GO): cytosol
Molecular function (GO): AMP deaminase activity
Source: RefSeq, a predicted model, not a curated record
CCCAAUUUCGCAGCGGAUUUUUGGCGACUUGCUCGGGGGGUCGUACGCACCGCUGAGCGUGUAAGAAAAGAUCGUAAUGGAAGAAACGCAGCCAGCCCGGACCACAUACAAUUAUUACGUAACCCCCGAAUGUUUUCUUGUUUUGCAUUGUGCCUCCAAAUCCCGUCUCGGGACAGCCCCCUAAUCAUGCCGCUGUUUCUUUUCGGCAGCAGGCUAGUGGGCGCUAAUGCUUUUGGCUUCGCAAAAGUGUCAUUUGGAGUUUCAGAGGGAUUUGCAGUUUUUAUACUCGUUUCAAUUACCUAGUCAUACCGGUCGCGGCGUCAGAACGCACGAUAUGGGAUGACACAAAGGCAGGUGUGUGAGCGGUACAGAGGGAGAGCGACAAUUGUCAGGGUGACUUUUGGCAUCUGUUGAGGGUUAAGUAGGUCGGCUGGCAGGUCCGUUUGCCCCAGGUUCACACGCCAUGGCACGUUAUUUAUAAUUCUGGAAUGCCAGGCAUGGGGAAUGAAAUCAAGUCUCGCUUGUCCAUCCACCUUCCCUGUCGAGGGACAUACAAUUCCAGUUCUAACAACCGCUCCGUGCGCGCAGCCUAGUACUCUCUCGUUUCCCUUAAAAUAAUUUCGUUUUCUUUUUUUGAUAAUUCUUUUUUUUCUAUAUGUUAUCCUUCCAGUCGUCCGCUGUGGUCACGUGGGGGAUUUUCUUCCAUGUUUUCACAUUUUAUUUUACUUUUCUUUCACUUCUUCCCUCUUUUCGUAGUUUGGUGUUUGUCUAUCCGGGGUCCAGCUGCUUUUAACUCGCUCAUCUUCCCAUUACUCCUCCGACCACGCGGUCAUGCCCGUCGCCUCCGUGACCGCGCUCGCCCGGAUUGGCCACGCGCGACUGACCAUGCGUUUUCUGGUUCCACCGAGCCAACUGGGGCCAAGCAAGAUCUGGAAAAGCCGAGUUUUGUUCCGCCGCUCCCCCUCCUCACCAACGUCGCCGCCGCUGCUGGAUCCGGGGCUAGCGGGAAGGCGGAGCCAGGAGGGCAGGGGCUUUGCCGGAGGAUUUCCUGCUGGCCAGAACCGGCCCUCCCCCUUCCGCAAUAAAAGCCCCCCCGCACCCAGCAUCUUCAGCAUCAUCAGAAGCGCCUCUCCUCCUCUACACAUCCCCUCCUCCUCCUCCUGCAGAGCCAUCAGCUGUUCUCCCUCUCUCUCCCGCUCCUGUGGAUGGCACAGGAACGCAGACAGGAAAAUGUCCACAAACCCGGGUUCCGGCAAGCCCCAGGCUAAAUCGCCGUUCCGGAAGAGGGGCAGCCUGCAGAUUAAUGCCAGCCCUGAUAUCCACGGGGCCCGACACCUCCUCACCUCCCAGCGUUCUCUUCCCGGGACGCCCGUUUCGUACAAGCCCCUCCCCAUCGACCUGCGCACCUCCAUGGACGGCAUGUACAAGGAGAUCGCCGAGGAGCUGUUCACGCGCAGCCUGGCGGACAGUGAGAUGCGCAGCGCUCCCUAUGAGUUCCCGGAGGACAGCCCCAUCGAGCAGCUGGAGGAGCGCCGCCAUCGUCUGGAGAGGCAGAUCAGCCAGGACAUCAAGGUGGAGCCAGACAUCCUGCUCCGGGCCAAGCAGGACUUCCUGAAGACUGACAGCAGCGCAGACCUGGAAUUUCUGAAGGAGCAGAAUGACGUCUCGGCAGAGCACUUCCCUAAAGUGAGGGAGCAGGUCCAGGAGUACCAGCGUGUCGCCAUCUCAGGAGAGGAGGAGUGUGGGGUACCCUUCGUGGACCUGCUGGACGCUGCUAAGUGUGUGGUCCGUGCGCUGUUCAUCCGGGAGAAGUACAUGGCCCUGUCCAUGCAGAGCUUCUGCACAACCACGUCCCGCUACCUGCAGCAGCUCGGGAACAAGCCACUGGAGCUCCGCGUCUACGACGAUAUCCCAGAAACCCCUGUGGCUGCAGAUGCCCCUGUGCACCCUCCCGUUUCCGAAACGCACCCCUACGCAGAUCAGGACCCCAAAAACAUGCCCGGCGACACUGGCUUCGGCUGCAAGAUGGUGGACGGGGUGAUGCACGUCUACGGCAAGAGGAGCUGCUUGGACAAGAGUACAGAGCUGGACCUGCCGUACCCUAACCUGCAGGAGUACAUUGCUGACAUGAGCGUCAUGAUGGCCCUGAUCAUCAACGGCCCUGUGAAGUCGUUUUGUUACAGGCGGCUCCAGUACCUGAGCUCCAAGUUUCAGAUGCACAUCCUGCUGAAUGAGAUGAAGGAGCUGGCUGCCCAGAAGAAGGUCCCGCACCGCGACUUCUACAACAUCCGCAAAGUGGACACGCACAUCCACGCCUCCUCCUGCAUGAACCAGAAGCACCUGCUGCGCUUCAUCAAGCGGGCCAUUAAGAAGUACCCCGGCGAGAUCGUGCACGUGGAGCAGGGCAAGGGCCAGACGCUCACAGAGGUGUUCCAGAACAUGAACCUGAACGCCUUCGACCUGAGCGUGGACACGCUGGACAUGCACGCUGAUCGCAACACUUUCCACCGCUUCGACAAGUUCAACGCCAAAUACAACCCCAUCGGAGAGUCCAUACUCCGGGAGAUCUUCAUCAAGACUGACAACCACAUCGAGGGAAAGUAUUUCGGACACAUCGUAAAGGAAGUGAUGUCAGACCUGGAGGAGAGCAAGUACCAGAACGUGGAGCUGCGGCUGUCCAUCUACGGCCGAGCUCGGGACGAGUGGGACAGGCUUGCGCAGUGGGCUGUCCGCCACAACGUCUACUCCGAAAACGUGUGCUGGCUCAUACAGGUGCCCCGCCUCUUUGAUGUUUACCACACCAAGAAACAGCUGGCCAACUUCCAGGAAAUGCUGGAAAACAUUUUCAUGCCGCUUUUUGAGGUCACCAUCAACCCACAAAGCCACCCAGAGCUCCACCUCUUCCUCCAGCAUGUGGUGGGCUUUGACAGUGUGGAUGAUGAGUCCAAACCGGAACAUCGCAUCUUCAACUUGGACAGUCCGCUUCCGGUCAACUGGACCCUGGAGGACAACCCCCCCUAUUCCUACUACCUCUAUUACAUGUAUGCCAACAUGACUGUUCUCAACCACCUGCGCAGGAGGCGGGGUUUCCACACAUUUGUGCUCCGCCCUCACUGUGGAGAGGCGGGGCCUAUCCACCACCUGGUGUCGGGCUUCAUGCUGUCAGAGAACAUAUCCCACGGGCUGCUUCUGAGGAAGGCUCCAGUUCUGCAGUACCUGUACUACCUGGCUCAGAUCGGCAUCGCCAUGUCGCCCCUCAGCAACAACAGCCUGUUCCUCAGCUACCACCGCAACCCCCUCCCAGAGUACCUGUCCCGCGGGCUGAUGAUCUCCCUGUCCACAGACGACCCGCUGCAGUUCCACUUCACCAAGGAGCCCCUGAUGGAGGAGUACAAUAUUGCUGCUCAGGUGUGGAAGCUCAGCUCCUGUGACAUGUGUGAGCUGGCCAGGAACAGCGUGCUGAUGAGCGGCUUCUCCCACAAGACGAAGAGCCACUGGCUGGGGCCCGCCUACCUGGCCGAGGGGCCGCGGAGCAACGACAUCCGCCGCACCAACGUGCCGGACAUCCGCGUGGGGUACCGCUACGAGACCAUGUGCGAGGAGCUCAGCCUCAUCACCCAGGCCGUGCGGUCCGAGGAGCUCAACCUCAUCACCCAGGCCGUGCGGUCUGAGGAGCUGGAGAACCCCGAGGAGGAGGACUCCCUCUCCAUGGCCCCCGUCCCGGGAGGGCGAUGAGGAGCCGCCACCCCCCGCCCCCCCUGCCACCAACCGCCACCCCGCCGCCUUCUGCCCCAGCAUGCCCUGCUGCAGCCGCCGGGCGCCGUACGCUUCCUGUCCCAAGAGGGGGGCGUUACUGCACACCUUUCGCCCAGUCAGAGAGCCCGGGCACCCCCCUUCCCCCCUGUGACAUCACGGACCAGCUGUUUCCCUGUCAGGAGUGGCUCGGGGCGUAUUUUAAAUUAACCAUUCCCCCAAGGUCAUCGGGAGGUCAGCGAUAGCAUCACUGUGUGCUCUGCGCCUCCUUUGUCGUGUUUCACUCUUUCUUCUUUUUGAGACCUCUUUACAUUUGUUUAAAUUCUUUCUUCCUCACACACACACUGUGAUUUAGUUUUUGUUACUAAGAUUUUGUGUAACAGUACUUUUUUUUAAACUAUUAUCUUCCUGUGAUUUUUUAAAAAAUCCUUCUUUCUUUGUCUCGUCCUCUCUCACUGUGAUUUCCUUGUUUUUUAUGAGCAUGCUCAGAUGCCGCACAGUACGUGGCAUGCUAUGAGCAUGCUCAGAUGCCGCACAGUACGUGG